UAUUUAGAGAUUAUUAAAUUGGUUUACGCAGUGAAUUCGUAUACAGCGCCAUCAACGCGUGAUAAGAUGAAUCGCGAGAAGCGGUUGCGAGGACUGUAACUCACAUUUACGUGUGGAAAUUUAAUUAACACUACGUUACAGUAUCUCUUUGGGGUUGCAACAUAGAUCCCAAGCAGAUUUUUGAAGUCGGCUUUAAAGCCGAUUAUCACGAAACACAAAAGUGCUACGAAAAUAAGAUUAAAAAUCGAUUUCGAGGUUUCUAGAAGAAAAGGCUACCAUAGAGGCGGACAAUCUGCCACACUUUGCGGGGUGACGCGGGGAUAUUUUCAGAUAAUCAGAUAUUUCAUCAAACAUGGCUGCGCUACCAAGGAGAAUUAUUAAAGAAACACAAAGAUUAAUGCAAGAACCAGUUCCUGGUAUCAGUGCUGUGCCAGAUGAUACAAAUGCUAGGUAUUUUCAUGUAAUUGUAACUGGACCUGAAGAUUCGCCAUUUGAAGGUGGACUUUUUAAACUUGAAUUGUUCCUACCAGAAGACUAUCCAAUGUCUGCUCCUAAAGUUAGAUUCAUUACAAAAAUUUAUCAUCCAAAUAUAGACAGACUGGGCAGGAUUUGCUUGGAUAUCCUUAAAGACAAAUGGAGUCCUGCUCUUCAAAUCAGAACAGUUUUACUAUCAAUACAAGCACUUUUAAGUGCACCAAAUCCAGAUGAUCCUUUGGCAAAUGAUGUAGCUGAACUUUGGAAAGUAAAUGAAAGCGAAGCAAUACGUAAUGCCAAAGAAUGGACUCGGAGAUAUGCUAUGGACAACUGAUCUUAGAUCAUCCAUGAUGCAAAGUGAUGUUACCCCUUUCUUUCCGAGUUUACCGAUCACUUUACUCGCACCAGCUGAGUACCCUGCACCUGUGUCCACAAUUUUGCUAUAAAAAUAAUAAAAGUUUUGUAAGAGUAAACAGAAUGAAACUGUAUUUUCUAUAUUGUGGGGAAUACAAAGAUGUCGUGUUUAGAUUUCUUCAACGGUUUGUGAAGCAGAUUUGUCAAGAAUCUUCUAACAUUGAACAACAUCAAUCGUAAGAAGAUUCCUAUUUCAAAAGAAAAAGGUAUAAUUUUAAUGGAUUACUAGUUUUUACUUAAAAAUAUACCUUUGUAGUAAAAAUAAGUGAAUGUAGUAUGUUGCGUCAACAUUUUUUUAAAAUAUUACAGAAUGGCUUGUGCAAUCAGUAA
Messenger RNA from Apis dorsata (giant honeybee), 1218 nucleotides. RefSeq names its product ubiquitin-conjugating enzyme E2 N. Lineage: Eukaryota; Metazoa; Arthropoda; Insecta; Hymenoptera; Apidae. The record is from RefSeq and is a predicted model, not a curated record. The coding region runs from base 353 to 808 and encodes 151 amino acids. The transcript has 3 exons.